UAAUUUUACCAACAAAGAAUAAAGCAUCUGGAUCAUUUCACUGGAAUUUUGAAAGAUUUUUUUCGAUAUCAUUAGUUCCAUUAACAAUCACUUCAGUUAUAAAUGGAGCACAUCCGAUUACAGAUCUUUGUCUAGGAAUAAUCUUACCAAUUCAUUGUCAUAUUGGAUUUGAUACAAUUAUUACAGAUUAUUUGCCAGCUCAUAGAUCACCAAAACUUAACAAAGUAUCUACGUGGGGAUUAAAAGGUGCUACAUUGUUGGUGCUUAGUGGUUGUUACAUGAUUAAUACACUUGAUGUGGGAAUGACUGAAAUCGUAAAAAGAGUUUGGCAUGCUUAA
Molecule: messenger RNA, 338 nt
Organism: Entrophospora sp. SA101
Lineage: Eukaryota; Fungi; Glomeromycota; Glomeromycetes; Entrophosporales; Entrophosporaceae
Source: the annotation of a GenBank genome assembly